AUGUCGGCAUUUUUGAUACCUGACAUGAAACCUCAUAAUACAGACAUGAAUUCAAUGGCUAAUACCGAUGUUGAGUCCUCUUCUAAAACUAUUGAGAACAAGGCCACUUCCAGCUUCACAGUAACUUCUGGUUCUUCUGUUGAGAAGAGCACACCCUAUGAUGUGUGGGGAAGUGGUCCUUUUGUCACACCAUCAAACCCUAUUCCUCUCACAACUAAUGUUUCAACCUCUGCUACCUUGUCUAAUGUUGAUGGAAAAGCCAUCACAAACAUUUCCAACAAGAAACUUUAUAGCUGUGACAUAUGCAACAAGACUUUAACUCGACGUGACCACUUGAAAGUGCACAAACGCAUCCACACUGGAGAACGUCCUUUUAAAUGCCCCACAUGUGGUUUUGCAUUUGCCAGAAACGAUCAUCUUGUGCGCCAUAUACGUAUUCACAGCAACCAGAAACUAUUUACCUGCGAUAUCUGCAAUAAAGCACUAUCUCGUAGGGAUCACCUUAAAGUACAUCAGAGAAUCCACUCUGGUGAGCGACCGUAUCGAUGUCUAACUUGUGGCUAUGCAUUUGCACGCAACGACCACCUGAUACGCCACAUGACCAGCCAUCAACCAGAUAAGAUGUUCAGUUGCGACAUCUGUAGCAAAGCGCUUUCAAGGAAGGACCACCUGAAAAUUCAUAAAAGAAUUCACACUGGUGAGAGACCAUUCAAAUUGCCAGCUAACACCACACAUAUUUAUCAUGCUCUGCAAAUGUUCCCUGCAGCAGGGCUUGGCAUGUCAAACCAGUCGAAUAUGAACCCAAAGAUUACUGACUCCAGCACCCAAGGACAAACAACCCCUUCUCAUACUCAGCCCAGUGACUGA
This is a messenger RNA of Octopus bimaculoides (California two-spot octopus), 867 nucleotides long. RefSeq lists its product as uncharacterized. Gene Ontology annotation, biological process: regulation of transcription by RNA polymerase II. Gene Ontology annotation, molecular function: DNA-binding transcription factor activity, RNA polymerase II-specific; RNA polymerase II cis-regulatory region sequence-specific DNA binding. Lineage: Eukaryota; Metazoa; Mollusca; Cephalopoda; Octopoda; Octopodidae. The record is from RefSeq and is a predicted model, not a curated record.